Molecule: messenger RNA, 7095 nt
Organism: Anopheles coustani
Lineage: Eukaryota; Metazoa; Arthropoda; Insecta; Diptera; Culicidae
Gene: Wdr81
Product: WD repeat-containing protein 81
Exons: 4
Coding region: 181-6879 (2232 amino acids)
Biological process (GO): aggrephagy
Cellular component (GO): mitochondrion
Molecular function (GO): protein binding; phosphatidylinositol 3-kinase regulator activity
Source: RefSeq, a predicted model, not a curated record
AUGUGUAUUUUAUAGUGAUAAUUUAUAGGUUGAUGACUAACCAGUGGUGACUAACGAGUUCAUUAAAGAAAAUACGGGAAGCAAGAAUAUGCAUAUCGUCGGGUAAAGUUUUGCUGCGCUUUCGUUGAAAACUCUGCCACCCGAUUUGGGAGUGUGGAAAUUAUUCAAAAGCAAGCCACCAUGGAAGCGUUUAUGCAAGAGUUUUCCAUCCCCAAGCACCAGAUACGGGAAACGUGGUGCCCGAAUCGGUUCGUCCUGCUGGUGCACAAGUCCUGGCUGCGAUCGUUGACCCAGGGCAAGGUGCCGAAAGAGUUCCCCACCUACGGCCUGGCGGACGCACUCGAAUGGCCCACGGAAAACGAAACGGGACCAUGGAGCAGAAUAUAUGCAACCGUAUACAAAAAACAAAACUCCAAAGUAAUCCCACUGCCGAAAAACAAGCAUUUAAACGGAGCAUCCGGGUCUGGUACGAACGAUCUGCUGAAUUCACCCCUUGGCACCACCAAUGGCGACGGUGAUGACCCGCUGCAUUACUCUCAGCUCCUGCAGUACGUGUCCACCACAAAUCACAAAAACGCUUGGAAAGCGGCCUAUCGAAAGUACGCUGAAUCGCGGCCUGAAAACAUUCCCUCGACGUCAUCAGCGCCACCGUACGCCGUGAGCAGUGCGUUCAGCGAGCGCGAUCCGUAUCAUCACCAUUCCAGUGUAAACAAAAGUACAAACGGCAGGAAGAUACCGCUACCAACGUCGACCGCGUCCACCGAUGGGGGAGGUGGUGGUGGUGGGAACGGGGUCGUUGGUGGCACACACAUAUCAGCGCCAGGAAGCCAACCGUCCACACUGCCCCACGAUGUGGUCUUUCGGGAGGUGUUGGCGCGCGCCUUCGGUUGUCCUGUGUUGCAGGGCAAGGAAGACCAUCCGUUGGGAUCACUACCUCCACCCGGUGGUGGUGAUGGGUCGCAGGCCAGUGCGAAUCUCUUUCCCGUGUUGGCAACCAUCGAGACGGGUUGCGCGUUCUACGUCCUGUACGAUCUCUACCUGGCGAACAAUCUGCUCGACUGUGUCACCUACAGCCCGGCGAUGAUGGAACGGUCCUACAAUAAGCCCCUGUUCAUCGUCUACCAGCUGCUGCAACUGAUGAAAAGCUUCCACGAUCGGGGGCUUAACUUGGGAGACGUUAGUCUGAAGGACAUCUACAUGACGGAGAACCUUUGGGUGCGCGUUAUGCCGAACCUGGAGGCGAAUCUGCUCGAGUACGACGAGGAGUUAAUAAGACAGCUCGGAGAGCUAACCAUUACCAACCAGGGGCCGGCGGGUGGUCAUCAGCCGGGAGCGACACUUAUGCGAACGUUAAAUGUGAAAGAGCUCGAGUUUCGGCAUUCGCUGCGAGAGUACUGCGAAAUGUGGUGCCACGGGCACCUGUCGAACUUUGAUUAUUUAACCAUCCUGAACAAUAUGACCGGGCGGAGGGUUGGAUGUGCCGAGUACCACCAUAUCAUGCCGUGGGUGACCGAUUUCUCGUCCCGUUCCGGGCAGGCGUGGCGUGAUUUGAAAAAGUCCAAAUUUCGACUCAACAAAGGCGAUGCUCAGCUUGAUCUUACGUUUCAGGCGGCCUCGGCACUCGUGGGUGGUUUGGGAAUCGGUGGCCAUGAGCAACCGGGUAGUAGCAGUCAGGUCACUGUACCCCAUCACGUCUCCGACGUACUGUCCGAGAUUACGUACUAUGUGUACAUGGCGCGUCGAACACCGAAAGCCGUACUCUGUAAGCACGUCCGGCCAAUCUGGGUUCCGGCCGAGUAUCCGGCCACGAUCCAACGCCUCUUCGAGUGGACACCGGAUGAGUGCAUUCCGGAGUUCUUUACCGAUCCGGCCGUGUUCAAGAGUAUCCACGAGGAUCUGCCGGAUCUGGAGAUUCCCAGCUGGUCGAGCUGCCCGGAGGACUUUGUGCUGAAGCAUCGCGAGCUACUGGAGAGUCAGUACGUGUCCGAGCGGUUGCAUCACUGGAUCGAUCUUACCUUCGGCUACAAGCUGACCGGGACUGCCGCCAUCCGCUCCAAGAACGUUUGCCUGUCGCUCGUGGAUAAACAUCAGAAUCUCUGCCAUCGGGGUGUCGUGCAGCUGUUCGGGUGUCCCCAUCCACCGCGCCAGUUCCCUACGGCCUGGAAUGGAAAGACACCACCUCGGUUGCAGCAUUUACAGCACGAAACGAAUCGCCGGCUAACGCGCAGCACUGAAGAUCUCACCCGGGUGCACGGAUUCCCUCACUGCGCACAAAUCGAUGGCGCUGGAUUCUCCGCCUCGCCGAUGCACAGGGAUCGUUCACCGGCGACGACGAUGAGUUCGCAGCAAUCCUCCGCCGCAUCCUCCUAUCGCCACUCCACCCAGAACCUCAAGCUGUCCGAGUCGAGCUACAAUAUUAACGUGCAUCAGACGAAACCAUCCCCCGGUUUGAUCGUGCUCCCGAGAACCUACAACCCGAUCGCGCAGCUGACGGCGGUGGAAAAUCUCGGCACGUUUCGGAAGAAAGUGUUCCACUCGGGUGGGUUCGAUCGAGAAGCGGCGCGCCAACCGGACGAGUACGAUCUGUGGUGUUCCCGGAUGGACGCACGGCCGGUUAAUGCCGGUGGGAACGCAUUCGUUAACCGUAUUUUCACUGAAGUGUACGAAAAGACACUUCAGAAGGAUCGUCCCACCGGAAGUGGUGGUCCGGAUCAACAAACGAUGGCCACAUCGAGACAGAAUCUCAAGCAGCUGCUACUGCUGCAGCGAACCAAAGAUCUCAAAGUGCUCGGCUGUUUGAUGGUGGAGAUUUUUCUUGCUCCAAAGUUGCUGCCGCUUGGAAGCUGCCUACGGCAGGACUUUGACAACCGUUUGGACGCCUGUACGCGCCUCGUAGCGGACGAAGCAAAGUCACUACCUCCCUGCAUCCUUACGAUCGUACGUCAACUGCUCGGGAUGGAAGGUACGACCGCAAUCGGGGAUGAACCCGUCGGCCCCGUGGUUACCGAUCGUGGACUGCCACCUCCUACCCCUCAUCAAUUCCUUCAACCGCUGCUCGCGAAUCUUCUCAUCCCGUUUCCCCCGCACUAUCACCGGUUGUAUCAAACCAUCCGCGCCCUUGGUGCCUUCGACGAGUGUCUCCAUCUGCUCGAGCUGCAGACGUUUUUCGAAUGCGAUGGGAAAAACUGUUCCCGGUAUGCGACACUCGAUAAAGCGCGCAUCGACUACCGGAGGCUGAUCGCCGAGUGUAAGGUGAACGCGUGCUAUGCCCUUGCCGAUCCGCUGCUAGCUCCCAGUGGCCACGGGGAACAGUAUUCCGCCGUCGAACUCCUCCUGCCGCACAUUGUCGAGCUGAUCCUCCACGAUGACACAUCCAUUCCGGCUGCCUGGAACCUGUUCGAUGUGAUCGCGACGGCACUCGGUGUACGGAAGACACAAGCGUGUCUCCUUCAACCGAUCCUCGCUCUUUACGAUUCCGACGAGAUGGACACGAUUGUGGGAGGCAAUGUGCGACCACCUGGUGGCACGAAACAGCCAGCAGCCUCGUCCGGUGGCGCACCACUCGGUAUGGUUGGUCCCCGGGUGGACGGUAGUACGGUGACACCGGUCUCUUCCUUCUCGCUCAAGUUCACUCCCCGUAACACGUCGUUCAAGUCGAAAAAAUCGGUCAAACUCUACCACCACAGUUUCCUGCUGAAGCUGAUCGUGCGCUUUGGUUUGCGCUGCUUUCUCGAGCACUUUGUCGUGCCACUGGUCGAAGCGGUCGGUGGAUACCGCGACGGGGACUUCAAUCCAUCAUAUCACGUCCACGAACCGACCUGGGGACCAUCGGGCGGUCCGUUCGGUGAGUUCCGCAAAUCCCGAUCGUACAGAAGCUUUAAGCUGAACGCUGCCUCGACGUCCACGGUGGAUGAUCCUUCGAUCGGCCCGGAUGAUGGUGGUGGACCCGUUGUAGCUGUGGACCCGGAACGCGAAGCACCAUCCCUCUCGAACACGCUCGUUUCGCCGAACUGUUCGGAUAAAACCAUCUCACCGACGGUGGCCGGCAGCGGUUUCAAUCCGCUCGACGAGGAUGAUCGCCACGACGGUGGCUCGCAGGAGAUGUUUGCCUUCGAUGAGGAUCCACAGGCGAAACGUCGGAGCACGGCGACGAUCGAGGACGACGAGGUGGUGGAGCAUGCGAUGCGUCGCAUCAUCGACGAUCAGGACGAUCUCGAGGGUGGGUUUGAGUUGAAGCUCAACCACUCGCAGGCGGAAGAAGCUUUCGAGGACACGGACGGGUUAACGCAGAACGAGCUAAAGUCCCCGACCAUCCCGAUACCGUCGUCUUUCCGGCGUAGCAUUGAGUUCAAUUCGAUCGGGUGCGAAAUCGGAAGCAAGAAGAGCAUCGAUUCGGGGGAAUUCCUGGCGAAAACACCCGAGGUGUCCUCGUCGGUAAAGGGAUCGGAUGGCGCUUCAGUGAAAGAGCUGAUCGUAGGAGGGACUGAAGGAGGCCCGCACCGUGGAUCGGUAGCUGGCUCAAGUGGAAAUUCGGUGUUGAACCGCACCAAAUCAACCGACUCCAAUAAGACGCGUUCCAAUCGAAUCUCGGAGAUGAGCUCGGAAAGUAUCAUCUGGCUGUCGCAUCGUCUCGGACCGGUCCUCACCGCCCGGUAUCUCUCACGAAACCUGCUCAAAAUGCUCACCCUCUGCUACAUCGGUGCGGAGAAUCUUUUCCCCGGGGCUGCUGCCACCGGUUCCGGUCGGGAAUCCAGUGCCGAUUCCUCACCCACGGGACCGCCGGGUGGAGGACCGGCCGGACUGAAUCACUUCUCAAUCGCCGAAGGAUCCGUAGUCGGCGACGAAGCUGCGCUUCGUGUGAUCGAUUGUCUCACAUCAAUCUCGGCGCUGUUCGGGGAACACUUUAUUCUCGUGCAAUAUCUUCCGCACAUAAGCGAGGUGAUUGCCCUCUGCCGGAAGAAGAUCACGCCAACGCUCGAGGGUGGCCUCAUCAGUGCGCUUCAGCUGCUCAAGUGUCUCGUACCGUACCUCAACGAUUCGACCGUGAUGGAGCAGCUGAAGGAGGUGUUUCUGCGCCAGAUACUACACCCCGCGGUACGAUUGCUCGAAUCGUCCAAGUACACCAUGCCGAACGGGUUUCUGGCUCGCUCGGUGCUCGCCCGUAAGCUAAUAGACGCCCUGUACGUCAUCUCGGUGCGAAUCGGGCGCGUGAUGACCCGCGAGAACGUUUGCAUGCCGGCCCUGCAGCGAUUCUUCCUCAUCUUCGACAAGGCAUACGCACGGCACCAGGAGUACUUUCCUCCCAUGGCAACGACGGAAACGUCCUUCGGUUCGCAGGUGGCCGAACAAGAGCGUGAUCCACCGUUCGGAAGCUGUACACCGCCGAGCGCGCUGCUCCUGCUGGAGAAGCACGGGAGCGCCACGUCGGCGGGCGAUGCCGCGAGUCAAGCGAGGGCGAAAGCGAUGGAAGAAAUACGGGACGUUUUUACGCCGAAUCUGGCGUACUGUAGUUUCGUUCCGUUCCUUCACUACCUCGGCCAGCAGGAGAUGGCACAGUGCGUACGCAACCUGCCGCUCAUACUGAACCUAUGCCACGAACACGAACAGAUGGACUACGGUGGAAGAGUGGCGUCGUCAAACCAAAACCAUCAGGGUGACGAGUCGAUGCAAAGCGACCCAUCGUCGCUGGAAGACGAACGGCAACAGCAGCUGGAUUCGCUCAACUGCUCCAACAGCUUCGGUUCCAAUAUCAUCGGCAAUCGGAUCGAAGGUGGUGCCCGCCAGGGAACGGGAAACUCGUCAGGCGUCACAACAACGCCGUCCCGAGUGGACCCGAAAGACCUGUUGGGGUUGGUGACGUACCGGUUGGAGAAUGUUAACAGUGCCCGCAACUUGCGUGGUAACUGGCUCGCAUACUGGGAGCAUGAGAUCGGCCGGUCGGAGAAGGACACCAAGCUGAACCUGAAGCAAAUCAAACUGCAAACCUACACCGGGCACUCGAGCUCGAUCAAGGCCCUGCUGGCGCUGGACAACGAGAACAGUUUUAUCUCGGCCUCAAAGGAUAAGACGGUGAAGUUGUGGUCGCUGCGUAGCGAGGGUGAUGGAACGAAGGUGUCCUCCUGUCAGUUCACGUACGCCAACCAUCGGAAGUCGGUCCAUUCGUUGGCAUUCUGUGAAGCGCUAAGGCUUACAAUCUCUUGUGACUCCGGCGUGCAUCUGUGGGAUCCCUUCGUAGGCUCCCAAAUCGGUCAGCUAGACGUGCCACGUCAUUCCCCGGUGUCGGUCGUGAAGACGUUCCCUUCGCCCAACUGUCUGGUGCUCGCGGGAACAGCCGACAGCUCGGUGAAGCUGAUUGAUGCGCGCACCUUCAGCUACUGCCACGAGUGGAAGAUCGCACACAUCCCGGCGGGAACGGUGCGCACGAUCGCGGUGGCACCCGGAUCGCACUGGAUCGCGGUCGGGCUCAAUACCGGGCACAUCGGUGUGGUUGAUGCCCGGACCGGUGGUAUUAUCUCGUCCUGGCGCGCGAACGAUAAUGAUCUGCUGCAGCUGUUAGCCCCGAACGAUGGCCAGCUCGUCAGCUCCAGCUUGGAUCAAUUGCUGGGCGUGUGGAAUCCAAACACUGGACAUCUACAGUUUCAUAUGAGGAACCGGCCGGAACCGGUCCACUGCAUGGUGAACAACGGCACGGAGCUGAUCGUCGGGACGCCAACGAACCGGAUCGGGGUAUACAGCGCCAUCGCCCCAGACUCACCGUACUCCUACACGAAGCUCCGCUCGGAAACGUUCCGUGGUGUGCUGACCAGCUUCGCCCUGCUUCCGCUCAACCGGAUGAUGCUCGUCGGCGGUGACAAUGGGACGAUCACGCUGCUGUGUUAGACGUUGACGAGGCUACGAUGUUAACGGAAAUAGCUGAUUAUUAUCGGUAGUGAUAUUAUUAUGAACAAAAACAAAACUUGCGUAUGAUUUAACACAUUUUCUUUUGGUUUGGCACGAGUGUCCUCAGGGAAGUGGGAACGUGUGUGGCCGUGUGUGCGCGCGUGUUGUGUAUGUGUGAGUGUGUAUUUACGUUGGCAAGACAAAUGCGUUUGAAAU